Messenger RNA from Alternaria burnsii, 1923 nucleotides. RefSeq lists its product as uncharacterized. NCBI's taxonomy places the organism in Eukaryota, Fungi, Ascomycota, Dothideomycetes, Pleosporales, Pleosporaceae. The coding region runs from base 1 to 1923 and encodes 640 amino acids. The transcript has 3 exons. The record is from RefSeq and is a predicted model, not a curated record.
AUGCUUGGAACCUCUGGCGAUGGCCUAAUCACGACACUCACCUCAUACCUCACGUCCGACAAAGUCACACCCUCCGAAGCUCCUCCUCCAACUGACCGACAGACCAAAUUUUACCCUCCUCCGGCAGCAACUGUUUACCAUAAUGCUGAAACAGGACUGUCAGCGAGGCCUUUCGCAAAAACGAUUCCUAGACACUCAUUGAAGAGAUCUGUCAGCGAACUGGUUGUACCAAGUCAAGCGCGGAACGAUUGCUUGACGGCGACUGCAGUGCUGAAUACAGUACGCUUCAUGGAAGACGAGCGCCGUACAGCACAUAAAAUCCCAUCCCCAACACGUAUCCAGCUACAAACUUCUCGACCAGCUCCUCAGCGUUCCAUCAGCAACUCUCGACAUGAAAUCAAGUCUCGCUAUCAUGAUCCUGCCAUCUCAUCUGUGAGCCUCCAGAAGCAACUUGUUGAGCAAACAAAACCCCCGAUCAGACGAAUUCGGUUUCCGAGUUCGACUGAAGACAAAACGAUGAGGACUCUCAGGCCAGAACCUACCAGAUCUACUGCUAUGCGCUCAGGCACAGAGCCAGAUCCAGCACGAGCAUUUGCGAACCCAAGAACGCACAACUGUAAUGUGACACUGAAGCCAUGCAUCAAGAAAAAGGCAAAGAGUACCACAACAACACCACCAGGCGAAUUUCAGGAGGAUGCCGUCAAUCUUGAGCCGGUAUUUCUACGUCGUGUCAGAACAGUCGACUUUCAAAAGGCUGGUGCAAAGUCAUCUCCCCCUCCACCCCAGGUAACCGUCACACCAAGAAGUCCAACCGAGACCCUGAAGUACGAUAUCGGGCGUAGUGCCAGGUCUGCCGACAAUCAUACGGAAACCGUCAAGUGGAAUGCAUCAUGCCCGAACACAAUAGGUACAGCGAAAGGUACUGCGGCAGAACCAGCUAUUACGCGGACGGAUGUCCAUGUCAUCGCCAUUGCUCCAUCUUGGAACGCGGAAAAUUUCGCCACUGACGACGACGCUGAUCCGGCAACGCCUACCAUGCAGAUCAUUGAGACAAAGAGUGGCAGCUAUGAAGUGAUUUGGGACGACGUUCCACCUGAGCAUACUGUUAGGACAAGAGGGCGACGAAGUUCGUCAGCAAGUCAUGCUCUAGAGACUGCUAGCCCAAGCGCCAAACGUGGUCUUGAACGAGUUAACUCGAAGCUUGCGGGCUGGUCGGGAACGUGGAAUAGCCCAUCAGACAGCUUCAAGCCAACCAUAGUGGUUUUUCCUGACGACGACGGUCGAGCUACUCGCUAUGACUGCACGGUGGACGAAGAGGAAGACCUGGCAGCAGUGCCUCCGAACAGCCGGAUGACAAGCGGUGCGCCCUCUCGCAUCCCAUCCCGCCCGGUGAGUGCGCCUUUGACGAGGACUGUAUCAUCUGAGGGGAUAUCGGUCCAGGACGCCUUACAAGACACGCCACAGGCGGGGUCACCGCCUCUAGAGCAAUCUCUUGUGGUGCCCAGUGUUGAGAUUAGGGGACGGAAGACGAAAUCAUCGGUAGGGGUUCAGAAGCUUUCGAAUCUCGAAGAAGCAGACACCAAGUUCCGUGAUCAUCGCGACUCUGUCACGAUUGCACACUCUCGUCUCAUGCGCUCGGGCGCUGUGUCGCCUGAACUGUUUGCGCGUGUUGAUUCUGUUUCGCUUGGGAGGAAGCGCAUGCAUGCGAGAAACCAUGCCGCAUCAUCAGCAAGAACAAUCUCGCGUCAGAAAGAAGUGUUAGUUGAGGCACUAGGGCUCCUUGCUGAUGAGGACAUUUCACCAGUAACAUUGCCUACCGUGAGAGAGCAUGCUGCACAAGCGCUGAAUAAGAGCAAUUCACCGUCCAUCCUCCAAUCACCACAACAGGCUGCCAAUGAGCGCCAUAUACGGGUAGUGGAGUAA